CGCUGACAGUUAGUGAACAUAAAGUUGUUGUAAAUUUUGCGCAUUUAAACCGGAAACACCCGUCUAUAAUUAUGAACGGCAAUUAGCUGAGACAAAUGAACAAAAUGCGCACAGCUUUUCGUAUUCGACCUACUUUAAUGCACAUGUGACUAAAAGGUCUGUCAAAUUCGGCUGGACCAAAACCCCAAACGUAUUUUGUAUUAUUCAUGUGUGUGACGAGUGUUUAAUUUUGACAGAGUAGUCCGGAUCGUGUAGCGAGGUGCACAUGUGUUGGCACCGGCGGAGGAGGAUGCUCGCCGCAGACAGCCCGACACGAGCGGGAGUCAAGCACUACAGCACCGCGCCGUGUACCGAGAGAAGCGGCCAGCCAAACUAAUCAGCAGACCCGUCCAGCGAACAGGCAUCAAUCGCUUUUAUGAGCAAAACCGAUCAAUCAGGUCGCGGUUAACCUUCGGAAAAACGCGGAAGUGUAAUUCACCGUCAGCGCUGUUUUGACUUAUUAUCCGUGACAACAUGGCUGAUUGUAAUGUUAGCAUUGACCAGAAAAACCUGCCUGGAGUCAAAGAGGUGUGCCGUGACUUUGCUGUGCUUGAGGACCACAGCCUGGCGUACAACCUCCAAGAACAAGAAAUUGAGAGCCACUUGGCUUCGAACGUCCAUAAGAGCCGUCUGGUGCAGCAAGACCUGCAGGUGGCCAAGAGACUCCAAGAGGAAGAGGAUCUAAGAGCAAAAGCUCAGAGCAGGAGGCUGCAAACUGAUAUUGAGCGUCAAGACACUGAAAUCGCCCAUGAGAUUCAGGAAGAACUGGUCCGACAGGCCGAGCAGCAGCGUCAGCAAGAAGAGAAGGAUGCUGCCAUAGCUCGCAAACUCCAUGAGAAAGAGAUGAAAGAGGAGAGGAAGAGGCAGAAGCAGCUGGAAACUAACUUUGAUGAUGAAUACGUUGAGGAUCAAGGAGUGAGAAGGCCUCUGGACUUGGACAAACCAAUUAUGCAAAGGUCACUUUCUCCCAUUGCUCCACUGAGUCCACAUCGAGAUUACUCUCCAGAAUACAGCUCCACUGAGCCCAAACGUAGCAGGUACCCCAAAAGAGACCCAGCAGCCCCCCACAGCCGCUCCAGGUACCCAGAGCACUCCCUAGAGGCUGAGAGCAGUCGGGGCAGACACGCAGACCCCUAUCCUGAGCACCUGCUGUCCCCCAGAGGCAAACAUGGAGAACGAUAUCCAGACUAUGGGUCUCCUACAGAGACAGGGCGGCGCCACACAGUGGACAGCGAAAGAGUGGUGAGGAGAAAGGAGAGACCAGCGAGACCUCCUCCUCCUCACACAUCCAGGGAAAGGGACAAGAGCUGGGAGCAGGACAGGUACGACAGAUAUGACGAGUAUGACAGGCAUCACAGCAGAGGGCGCCAGGAGGUUCCGAGUUACAGCAGAGACGGGGAGCGCUCCCGAGACAGAGGCUUCAGUGCUGAUCGCCUUCAGGACAAAGAGCGCCACAGGCACAAAGACCCUCACAGGGCCCGGACUCGCAGCAGGGACAGAGUCCUGGAUGAAGACUACUAUGAUACCAGUCCAGGUCCCAGCUGGGACUGGCCCCGGAGGGACCGGCCAUCCUGGGAGGAAGAAGAGGAGGAGCAGAACAGGAGAGGAAGAGGCCGGCGGAGGGUAGAGUCAAACCCUGAUGAUGUGUUCAUGGAGCAUAAUGAAAGAGGCAGAAAGGAGACCAGAGAGCUCUGGGAGGGUCCCAUCAGAGAAAGGGGGCAGCCAAACGCAGAGACAGGCCGUGUUUUGCACAAAGGCAGUGGAGAGGUGGUGGCAGAGACUGAUUACAAGCUGACAGAAGCCACAAAAGGACUGACCAAACUGGGCAUCCAUGAGCAGGAGCUGAAAGACCGAGAGGUGGCCAGGAAACUCCAGGAGGAAGAGCUCAAGACAAAUAGUACGAUUUCACGUGCUGCUCAAGUUGCACAGGAUGAAGAGAUUGCUCGCCUGCUAAUGGAACAAGAGAAGAAAGAGUACAAGAAACAGCGCGAGAGAGAGAAAGAGAGACAGCGAGAGAAGGAGAGAGAAAGAGACAGAAAUGCAGCAGAGAGGAAGAGACACGAAGCAGAGUAUCGGCCAAAUUCAGAGGAAGUAGUUCGACCAAGAACACGGGACGAGUAUGAAUACCAGAGACAGAAGAACCACAACAAACCUGCCAGGCCUCCUCAGCCCCGACCGCACGAGUAUGCUAACGUAAACCCAGCGUACAGCUAUCCAGACCAGCCCCUCCCCCCUCGGGGCCCCUCCAGACCUGAGCCUACGUCCAGAGGUGCCUAUUACAAGCGGUGACUCAGGCUCUUGUCCAGACAUACCGUCAGUUCUGUCCCUUAUUGUAUUCAUCAGUUUCCUCUCCAUCUCUUCACACACUUGACCAAAAGCCUAGGGACAAUCUCACGUGGUGGCAUUGAGACAUUUGUUUUCAUCAAAACUAGAAUCAAAUCAAGGGGUCUGUGUGUGAUGGUACAUUCUUUUCUUUGUGCAUUUUAUAAAAAUAAAUGUUACAUUUUUAUGCAGGACUGAAUGAGGCAUCAGUAACUACACUUCCGCCAUUCCUUUGUGUCAAGUAUUUAUUUGUUUAUUUAGUUUUCUAUUUCAUGGGAUGUGCCUCUUUUCUCCAACAUGGCUGCCUUGUUGUCUUAACAACUGGCAGCUCCCUGUACAGGCCAUAACCAUGUGCCAUUCAGUCCACUUGGAUAGACAGUCUCUCAUAGAACAGUUUGAUUUUAAGGUGCUGGCUGUGUAGGCCUUGACCAGUGCUGGAAUGUGGGGCAUUACAAAGAUCAUCGAUCUGUGGGGGCUCUGUCUGUUUGUAUGUGCAUGCUUACUGAAACUGUACAACUGUGUACAUGCAUUUCAGCUCUGUUAAAGCUCUGUUUAUUAUUAUUAUAUACAAAGGGCUAUAGCCACAAAAGCCAAUAGUCUUAACUUGAAUGGAAAAUAUACUUUAUCUACUAUACUUCUGUUUUGCUAUUACUUCAUAUCGUUCUGUUGUUUACAAACCAAAUCCAGUUUCUAUUUACACCAGUACAAAGUGGGAUGCAUGUACAUGACCAUGUGAAAUCAGUUUGUGCCAAAGGCAUAAAUGCAAUGGAGUAGUAGAUCAUGUAUUAUUUAAAUGUAAAUAUCAAAUUAUGUUUUAUUCAUGUCUUUUAAUAUAAAUGAUAUUAUUUUGAUUUUAGUAAUAUAUAGUCUUUUUAUUUGGUUGGUCUUCCUAAAAAGUUCCCUCCAACUUUACUUUUGUUUCUUUUCUUUGUUACAAGUAGGGUUUUACUUCCUGCCUGCUGAGAAAACAAACAUUUGCACAAUAGGGAUAAACAGGGAAGUCAGUCCGGGAUAAGGCAGAAAAGGAGUAAAAAAAAAAAAUGUCUGGUUUAUUGUAGGAUUUUCUGUUCAUAUUGAAUAUAAAAUUGAAUUGGAGUUCAGAGCUCUUGUAUUUACUGACACUGAGCGGUCUUACAGAAGUGAAAUGAAUACAUGUGGAUGAAUGGUCUGUACUUUUGGCCUGGCCCAUAGUAAUAUGUAUGCCCUGGAGAUGUGCUGGUGUUUUAUACUGUAUGUGCUAAAUGCUGUUGAAUUCACGGGUUGUGCCAUAGCUUCAUUCAGGGACAGGUGUACAUUGUUGUGGCUGUAGCAGAGCUGCCAGAGUGCUCUUUUUUUGUUAGAGCGUCACCUAGUGGACACUGUUGAUCUAAGCUGUAAAUUGUGCAUCGGAUGUGAGUUGUCAAUGAAAGACAAAGUGUUAUGAACAUUUUUAUCCAGAGCUUGUAUGCAAUUUCUACCAUGAACUAUAACAUGAUUGAACAAAGUGUCACAUUCUCAAACUAGAGUUUAGUGAAAGGAAUUCAGUCUCUUGCAUCUCAACAUUCAGUAUAAUAAAUUGUAACUGCAUUUA
This is a messenger RNA of Boleophthalmus pectinirostris (great blue-spotted mudskipper), 3931 nucleotides long. RefSeq names its product coiled-coil domain containing 50a (gene ccdc50a). Gene Ontology annotation, cellular component: cytoplasm. NCBI's taxonomy places the organism in Eukaryota, Metazoa, Chordata, Actinopteri, Gobiiformes, Gobiidae. The coding region runs from base 514 to 2328 and encodes 604 amino acids. The transcript has 12 exons. The record is from RefSeq and is a predicted model, not a curated record. Gene Ontology annotation, molecular function: ubiquitin protein ligase binding.